Molecule: messenger RNA, 2294 nt
Organism: Mercurialis annua (annual mercury)
Lineage: Eukaryota; Viridiplantae; Streptophyta; Magnoliopsida; Malpighiales; Euphorbiaceae
Product: aspartokinase 2, chloroplastic-like
Exons: 14
Coding region: 323-1987 (554 amino acids)
Biological process (GO): amino acid biosynthetic process
Cellular component (GO): chloroplast stroma
Molecular function (GO): aspartate kinase activity
Source: RefSeq, a predicted model, not a curated record
GACCGUCAAAACAUUAGCAAAUCGCCUCCAAAAAUAGAGUACAACAAACAAACAACUGAAAACACGUUUUGGAGUCUGGACAUUCAAUCAAAACUAAAAAAAAGCGCCGCCGCUAAAUAGUAUAGCAGUAUUUCAUUUCCGGUCACAAUUAACACAUUCCGUCUUCUCUCGUCGCUAAACCUUAAACCCUAGCUUCUGCAUUUUCUUUUCCUCUCUUCGGAGCUCGGUCACACGAUCGAGUUCCUGAAGGUGAUUUUGCUCAUUUAAUUCGUCGAAACUAAGUUAAUUGAAUUUAAAUUCUAUUGUUAUUGUCAUUAUUGUUAUGGCUGCUGCGUUGCAUUUUUACAGCGCUGGUGGUAAAGUUGCCUGUCCGGUUCUACCGAGAACUGCGUUGCAUUGCCGAGCUUUUAGCUUUCGCAAUUCCGUGGCUGUUGCGGAUUGCGGAGCUUUUAGGAAUGUGAAAUUUUCAUGUAAUAGUCGUAGUAUUAGAGUUUUGAGAGUUAGUUGUGACUCGAGAGGUAUUGAUUUGCUUGAGAGGACGAAUGCGAGUCUUAUUGAUUUAAAUGGUGAAGCGGAGAAGAAAUUAACAUGUGUAAUGAAGUUUGGUGGCUCGUCUUUGGCGUCUGCUGAAAGAAUGAGAGAAGUUACUGAUCUUAUACUUAGUUUUCCUGAUGAGCGGCCUAUCAUUGUGUUAUCUGCUAUGGGAAAGACUACUAACAAGCUUUUGAUGGCUGGAGAAAAGGCAGUAUGUUGCGGUGUUACCAAUGUGGAUACUAUCAAUGAGCUGAGCUUCAUUAAGGAGUUGCAUCUCAGAACUGUAGAAGAGCUGGAAGUAGAAGAUUCGAUUAUAACAACUCAUCUUGAAGAAUUAGAGCAACUUUUGAAGGGAAUUGCCAUGAUGAAAGAGUUGACUCUUCGUACAAGAGACUACUUGGUUUCCUUUGGGGAACGCAUGUCCACAAGAAUUUUUGCAGCUUAUUUGAAUAAAAUUGGCGCAAAAGCACGCCAAUAUGAUGCCUUCGAUAUUGGUUUUAGCACCACAGAUGACUUCACUAAUGCAGACAUCCUAGAAGCAACCUACCCAGCAGUUAAAAAGAGAUUGUGUGACGAUUGGAGUAGUAAUCCUGCAAUUCCAAUUGUUACCGGCUUCCUCGGCAAGGGCUUUAAGUCUUGCGCCAUUACUACAUUGGGUAGGGGUGGCAGUGAUUUAACCGCCACAACCAUUGGAAAAGCGCUGGGCUUGCGAGAGAUUCAGGUGUGGAAAGAUGUUGAUGGUGUUUUAACUUGCGAUCCUAAUAUAUAUCAACAUGCGGAACCUGUGCCAUACCUAACAUUUGACGAGGCAGCUGAACUUGCAUAUUUUGGUGCACAGGUCCUGCAUCCUCAAUCCAUGAGACCUGCUAGGGAGGGUGAUAUUCCUGUUAGGGUUAAGAAUUCUUACAAUCCGAAUGCUCCUGGAACUCUCAUCACCAGAUCAAGGGAUAUGAGUAAGGCAGUACUAACUAGCAUUGUUUUGAAACGUAAUGUUACCAUGUUGGAUAUUGUUAGCACGCGCAUGCUUGGUCAGUUUGGCUUUCUUGCCAAGGUCUUUUCUACCUUUGAAGAUUUGGGCAUAUCAGUGGACGUUGUAGCCACUAGUGAAGUCAGUAUAUCUUUGACACUGGACCCAUCUAAGCUUUGGAGCAGGGAACUCAUUCAGCAGGCAAGCGAACUCGACCAUGUUGUGGAAGAGCUCGAAAAAAUUGCAGUUGUCAAUCUCCUUCAGCACCGAUCAAUUAUUUCUCUGAUUGGAAAUGUUCAGAGGUCAUCCUUGAUAUUGGAAAAGGUAUUCAAUGUUCUCCGAGCCAACAGCGUUAACGUGCAAAUGAUAUCGCAGGGUGCAUCCAAGGUUAAUAUCUCGUUAAUCGUGAACGACGAUGAAGCAGAGCAGUGCGUGAGGUCCCUCCAUAAAGCAUUCUUUGAAAGCGAUAUAUCUGAAUUAAGUUGAGAAUAUAUCAAACUUGAAUUCUGCCCCGACUUGAUCAAAAGAUGCGUCGAUUUUUCAUCUCCAUAAUCCUAUAUCAGCAUGGUAACCGAUAAUUUAAUCCGACAUUUUUUUCACGCUUGGGGAUUUCCUGCAAGAUCAGCAUGUAGCAUUUUGGUGUUAAGUUGUAUUUGAAAUAAUCUAAUUUAGUUAGUAAGAGGUCAUGUUCGACGUUGUUGUAUUAUAAAUUUUUAUUUAGUGCUGUGCUCAUCUCCAUUUUCGUUAUUUUCUUUGAACAGAAAUACAUCUUAACAUGUCUUCGAUUUGGUCA